UCUUUACUGAAAGGACCAUACUACCCAUUUGCUCAAACACACCUCAUGCCCAUGUGAAACCAAUGAAUGCUCCAUCAUCAUCCUUCUUCUCGUAGUUUCCUGAAAGAAAAAUCCACUAAAAGGGUACCCAAAAUCCUUUUUCUCAUCUGGGUUCCUCUCCAAUCAUUUAAAAUUCAUUCACCCUGAUUGAAUUUAAAGAUCAAGAUUACGUUUGACCCUUCAAAAUCAUGUGAUUUUAUUUAAAUUGAAGCGAAUUUAAAGGAAAAAAAAAAAGAUGGGUAGCAGUUGCAAUGAGAAAACGAUUGUUUGGUUUCGAAGGGAUCUAAGGAUCGAAGAUAAUCCAGCGCUGGCUGACGCAGCAAGAGAUGGCUCUGUUUUUCCUGUGUUCAUAUGGUGUCCGAAAGAAGAACAGCAAUUUUACCCGGGUCGGGUUUCAAGAUGGUGGUUGAAGCAAUCUUUGAUCCAUUUAGGACAGUCUUUGAAAUCGCUUGGAGCUGAUCUUGUUUUGAUGAAAGCUCAGAGUACUAUUUCAGCUCUUAUUGACUGCAUCACUGCUAUUGGUGCUACUAAAGUAGUGUAUAAUCAACUCUAUGAUCCUGUUUCACUUGUUCGUGAUCAUAAUAUAAAACAAAAGCUUGGGGAGCUUGGUGUUCCUGUUCAAACAUAUAAUGCUGACAUGUUAUAUGAGCCAUGGGAAGUAUACGAUAAUGAAGGCUAUGCAUUUACAACAUUUAAUGCGUAUUGGGAAAAAUGCUUGAAAAUGCAUAAUGAUCCUAUUAUACGUCUUCCUCCAUGUCGAUUGAUGCAAGCGCCAGGAUCCGUAGAAGAUUGCACAAUCGAAAAACUUGGUCUAGAAGACGAAUCAGAAAAACCAAGUAACACAUUACUAGGAAGAGGGUGGGCCCCGGGUUGGAUAAAUGCCGAAAAAGCCCUCAACACAUUCAUAGAAAAUCAUCUUCUUGAUUACGCAAAAAACCGCUUAAAAGUCACGGGUAACUCCACUUCAAUUCUCUCCCCCUACAUUCACUACGGUGAACUAAGCAUCAAAAAAAUCUUCCACACUGUCAUAAUGAAGCAAAUCCUAUGGGCACAAGAUCAAAACCACGAAGGCGAAAAAUCCGUAACUUAUUUCCUAAAAUCAAUUGGUUUUCGAGAAUAUUCGCGUUACAUUUGUUUUAAUUUCCCAUUCACUCACGAAAGAUCGCUUUUAAGAAACUUAAAGUAUUUCCCAUGGCAAGCUAAUGAAGCACACUUUAAGGCUUGGAGACAGGGUCGGACAGGGUACCCGUUAGUUGAUGCGGGUAUGAGAGAGCUUUGGGCAACGGGUUGGCUUCAUAAUAAGAUUCGGGUGAUUACUGCAAGUUUUUUGGUCAAGUGUUUGUUGUUGCCUUGGCAAUGGGGGAUGAAGUAUUUUUGGGAUACGCUUUUGGAUGCGGAUCUUGAAAGUGAUGUUCUUGGUUGGCAGUAUAUAUCUGGGAGCUUGCCAGAUGGGCAUGACCUUCGGCGUCUUGAUAGCCCCGAGGUUCAAGGAUUCAAAUAUGACCCCGAGGGUGAAUACAUAAGACAAUGGCUACCCGAAUUAUCAAGAAUACCAACCGAAUGGAUCCAUCAUCCAUGGAAUGCACCACUUGCUGUUCUUCAAGCUUCAGGAGUCGAAUUAGGAUUAAACUAUCCAGAACCCAUAAUAGACAUUGAAGUUGCACGCGAUAAUUUAACAACAGCUAUAUUACUUAUGAACGAAAAAGAAUCCGCUUCUAAACAAGACAACAACUGUGAAGGAACAAAUGAAGUUGUAAAUGACAAUUGUGACCUUGAAAACUUACGUAUUCCUAAAGUUCUUUUGAAAAAAGAAAAAAGAGUCACGUGUCCUUCGAAUUCCUCUAAUGAUCAGAAGGUGCCUUCGAUGAUGAAAAACAGUUCUGGAGUGAAUAAUAAUAAUGGGGUGAAAAGAUCGAGGCAAGAACCAGAUGAAUAUAAUUUGAAUGAUUGUAAAAGUGAAAGUGAGUUUUCGAAAUUGGAUGAUGAUUUGUGUUCUACAGCUGUUUCUUCAUCUGGUAGUAAGAAACAAGCUACUGGAAAUAGUAGUUUCUGUUUUUAGUUUCUUGUUAUGAAUUAGUAGGAUGAUAUUGAUAUUGUUAUUGUUAUUGUUAGUAGUAGUUUAAUUGUUGUUUAUGUGUUAUAUAUGUGUAUGUUUUCUUUCUUUUUGUAAUUUAUUGUUGAAUUAAGAAACGGAGGUUUAAUCGUUUAA
Messenger RNA from Lactuca sativa (garden lettuce), 2248 nucleotides. RefSeq names its product cryptochrome 2 (gene CRY2). Gene Ontology annotation, molecular function: DNA binding; FAD binding; deoxyribodipyrimidine photo-lyase activity. The record is from RefSeq and is a predicted model, not a curated record. Gene Ontology annotation, cellular component: nucleus; cytoplasm. Gene Ontology annotation, biological process: circadian regulation of gene expression; blue light signaling pathway; entrainment of circadian clock by photoperiod. NCBI's taxonomy places the organism in Eukaryota, Viridiplantae, Streptophyta, Magnoliopsida, Asterales, Asteraceae.